Messenger RNA from Endocarpon pusillum Z07020, 2337 nucleotides. RefSeq lists its product as uncharacterized. The transcript has 2 exons. Gene Ontology annotation, biological process: carbohydrate metabolic process. The record is from RefSeq and is a predicted model, not a curated record. Bases 1 to 2337 code for a protein of 778 amino acids. NCBI's taxonomy places the organism in Eukaryota, Fungi, Ascomycota, Eurotiomycetes, Verrucariales, Verrucariaceae.
AUGUCCUCUGCUACGUUGGUGGAAGCUACAGACGAUGGACUGGCCCUUGUUAAUGAUGUGGCAUCCAGCACUUCCUCCUACGUUCGAAGCCAUAAAGACAAUCCAGUGGCUUGGCAACAAUGGAGCACUGCCUCGAUAGACUUAGCGAAGAGAUUUAACCGGCUUAUCUUCCUGAGUAUAGGAUACUCCGCAUGCCACUGGUGUCAUAUCAUGGAGCAAGAAUCGUUUUCAUCGUCUGAGGUUGCUGAGGUACUAAAUGAGAACUUCAUCCCCAUCAAAGUUGAUCGAGAAGCUCGACCAGACAUCGACGAACUUUACAUGAACUACGUGACAGCGACUACUGGUUGUGGUGGAUGGCCACUGAACGUCUUCUUGACUCCCGAUCUUGAGCCUGUUUUUGGCGGCACUUACUGGCCAGGGCCUAGCAGCAAUUCUCUCCCAAGGCUUGCAGCACGAUCAGAAGAUAUGCUUACUUUCUUGGACAUUCUUGAAAAAAUCAAAGAAGUGUGGAACACGCAGCAGCAGCGCUGUAUUCAAUCGGCAAAGGCCAUUUCCCAGCAAUCAAGAGAUUUUGCAGCAGAAGGAGGCCAUUCCGACGCUUCAGAUAUAGAUACUGGAGAGCCAGAACCAUUAGACAUAGAUAUCAUGGACGAUGCAUUUGACCACUUCAUGUCCCGCUACGAUCCUAUUCAUGGCGGCUUCAGUUCAUCAAGUUCUGCACCCAAAUUUCCAACACCACCGAACCUUACCUUCCUUCUCCGAAUUGGCGCGUCAGUCGCGUCUACCAGUACUCGCUUUGGCUUCCCUAGCCCGAUUCCUUCCAUCCUAGGUGAAGGAGCCUGUACAUUAGCUGCUUCCAUGUCCCUCCAUACUCUGCUUGCCAUGUCUCGAAGUGGGCUUCGUGAUCAUUUGGGCUAUGGCUUUCACCGCUAUUCAGUUACAUCUGAUUGGAAUCUUCCCCAUUUCGAAAAGAUGCUCUAUGACAACGCGCAGCUGCUUUGCUGUUAUUGCGAUGCUUGGGCGUUGUCCCGUGAUCCUGAGAUACUGGGAACAAUUUACUUUUUGGUAGAGUAUCUUACAUCUCCCGACUCACCAAUUGUCCACACCGAAGGCGGCUUUUUUGCAAGCGAGGAUGCUGAUUCCGCGUCCACGAAAGAUGCGGCAAGAGAAGAAAAACGGGAAGGGGCAUUCUACGUCUGGACACUCAAAGACAUACAAGCCACGCUUCACUCUGAGCGUGAUGCUAAUAUUCUCGCAAGCCAUUAUGGUGUUCUAGCCAAUGGCAAUGUGCCGUAUGAAAAUGAUCUGCGCGAUGAGUUCAUGGGACAGAAUGUACUUCAUACCGCCUGUACUCCAUCUGUGCUUGCCAAAGAAUUUGGACUUCCCGAACAAGAAAUUGUGAAAAUCAUAAGAGACGGGAGACAGAAACUGAGAGCACAUCGAGAACUAAAGAGAGGGAGACCUGACGUAGAUGAGAAAAUACUGACAGGGUGGAAUGCACUAGCAAUUGCGGCCUUGUGUCGUGCUAGCACUACCCUUGGGGACGUUGAUGGAGCUAAGAGCGAAAGCUGCAAGGCGGCAGCUUUGAAGGCUGCGUAUCUGAUGCGGAAAACCAAUUACGACCACGACACAAACACAUUGAAAAGAUAUUCUUCUCCAACAUUGUCUAAGAAAUCUGAGAGCACUCCCGCCUAUAUUGACGACUAUGCAUACAUGACGCAAGCUUGUCUUGCAUUAUACGAAAUCACUUUUGCAGAGGAAUGGUUGGAAUGGGCAGAUGGGCUGCAGAAUCAUUUGAACAAUCAUUUCUGGUCUCCAACGGGAGGGUUCAACCUUGUUUCUACACAACCAUCGUCAGCCCAAAAUAGUGGUGAAGAAGCACAAAGCGCGAUGUUCGUGAACAUCAAGUCAGGAAGUGACAAUGCGCUUCCUUCACCGAAUGGGAUCAUAGCUUCUAAUCUGUUACUACUUUCCUCGUAUCUCGAGGAAGCCAAGUAUAAAAAACGAGCCAAGCAAACGAUAGAUGCCUUUGCUAUUGAAAUUAUUCAGCACCCGUUUCUAUAUGUCAGCAUGUUGAGCGCCAUCGUUCUGGAGGUUGUUGGUGUUACGAGUGUUGUGGCUAUUGGCGAUACCACAGUGCAUCAUUUCGGCGGCUUUGGGAGGACAGUAAUCAGGAUUGACGAAAGUCAAAGACAGUGGUGGCUCAUGGAGAGGAACCAGGCUCUAAAAGGUCUCAAGCCGGGAGAAGGGAGGACAAAUCGAGUAAUGAUUUGUGAAGCUGGCACAUGUCGAGAGAUGAAGGACGGAGAACUCGGUGCAUAUGGUGAGCAGACUUGA